GAGGUACCGCGUGCGAGGGCGGUGUGGCCCGCGCCCUGCUGGCCCCGCUCUCGCGUUCCGGCGGGUCCUCUCGUCGAUUGUCCCUGUAGUAACGAUGGGCUGUCGUGGCGGGUGAGGAAUGUGGUAGUGUUUGAAGGAGAAGGCUGACCGCAGCAUUUGCGACACUUCGCCGGGUGAUACGGCUUUGUGGGGAUCGGGUUUAGUGUGCGUGACUGGCGGAGGAAUUUCAAAGAUUUGAGCCUUGGCGGUGCCGACUGAAGCUGCUAUGAGGAUGGUGUUAUUUUGUACGGGGUUCUUAUAAACUUUGCGAAGAAGACAGCUUUUCCAUAAUGAAGGACAAACCUAAUUCAAUCAGAACUUAUGAUGCUGAAGGCUAUCGUCUGCGUGCUGCUGGUGUAUGUGUGAAGGAUGAGGAAGAGAAGGAGGUGCUACUCGUGUCAUCGUCAAAGGAGCCCAACAAGUGGGUUGUGCCGGGCGGCGGUGUGGAGCCGGACGAGCAGCCGGACCGGGCCGCCGUCAGGGAGGUCCGCGAGGAGGCUGGGGUCGAGGGUCACCUGGGCCGGUGCCUGGGUGUGUUCGAGGUGAGCAACACGGAGAGGAAGCACCGCACGGCCGUGUACAUCCUGGUGGUGACGUCCGAGCUUCCUGAGUGGGAGGACUCCGUGAACAUCGGCCGGCGGCGGAAGUGGUUUGACUUGGAGGACGCCGUACGGAGGCUGAACGACAACAAGCCCGUGCAGUCGGGGCUACCAUCAGGUGGCGUGGCGUGGCGGGCCUGA
This is a messenger RNA of Pollicipes pollicipes, 779 nucleotides long. Its product is annotated as diphosphoinositol polyphosphate phosphohydrolase 1-like. Lineage: Eukaryota; Metazoa; Arthropoda; Thecostraca; Pollicipedomorpha; Pollicipedidae. The transcript is spliced from 5 exons. Gene Ontology annotation, biological process: diphosphoinositol polyphosphate metabolic process; adenosine 5'-(hexahydrogen pentaphosphate) catabolic process; diadenosine pentaphosphate catabolic process. The record is from RefSeq and is a predicted model, not a curated record. Gene Ontology annotation, molecular function: bis(5'-adenosyl)-hexaphosphatase activity; endopolyphosphatase activity; diphosphoinositol-polyphosphate diphosphatase activity. Gene Ontology annotation, cellular component: cytoplasm; nucleus. Bases 330 to 779 code for a protein of 149 amino acids.